Messenger RNA from Sorghum bicolor (sorghum), 1176 nucleotides. RefSeq names its product probable phytol kinase, chloroplastic. Bases 126 to 1040 code for a protein of 304 amino acids. Lineage: Eukaryota; Viridiplantae; Streptophyta; Magnoliopsida; Poales; Poaceae. Gene Ontology annotation, molecular function: phytol kinase activity. The record is from RefSeq and is a predicted model, not a curated record. Gene Ontology annotation, cellular component: chloroplast. Gene Ontology annotation, biological process: vitamin E biosynthetic process. The transcript has 6 exons.
CACAUCAAGGGGCCCACAAGUCCACCAGCACCUGGGGCCCGCAGUGGCGGAUCGCUUGUGCGUCAGCGUCACUAUCCCCGCGAGUGGGUGGAAAAUCCGCAGAUUCCUGUCGCUACAUCGGCCACAUGGCUGCUGCGACGGCGUGGCCCGGCGCCGCAGCCUCCAACUCGCUGCUUCUCUCGCGCUCGCCGCCCCACGCCGCCGCCGCCGCGCUCGCGCUCGCGCCUUCGCCGGGGAGCUCCAUGCGGAGGCGGCUCAUCCUCGGCGUCGGCACGCCGGCCGUAGCGGCGCUGGCGGCCGCGGCGCCGCCGGCGGUGCUGCAGGACGGGGCCGUCACGGUGCUCAUCACUGCCGGCGCCUACUCUCUUGUGCGCGUCUUCGACGAGCUCACCGAGCGGCGGCUCAUCGAAAAGAGUUUGAGCAGGAAGGUUGUGCACGUGCUAUCCGGCGUCCUGUUCAUGUCAUCUUGGCCGCUGUUCAGCAAUUCGACAGAAGCACGGUAUUUCGCUGCAGUUGUUCCACUCUUGAACUCCAUAAGGCUUCUGAUAUAUGGACUCCGUCUCUACACUGAUGAAGCUCUAGUAAAAUCAGUGACACGUGAAGGAAAACCAGAGGAAUUGCUGAGAGGUCCACUGUAUUAUGUGUUGGUGCUGUUGUUCAGUGUUUUAGUCUUCUGGCGGGAGUCCCCUGUUGGGAUUGUCUCUUUGUCAAUGAUGAGUGGUGGCGAUGGGUUCGCUGACAUUGUUGGGAGAAGGUAUGGCUCAGUGAAGCUGCCAUUCAAUAAGAAGAAGAGCUGGGCCGGGAGCAUCUCUAUGUUCAUUUCUGGUUUUCUGCUGUCCGCGAUGAUGAUGUUCUACUUCUCAAGCCUUGGUUACAUUGAUGUUAUUUGGCAGGAGGCACUUGGUAAGCUGGCGCUUGUUGCACUGGCAGCAACCGUAGUGGAGUGUAUUCCUGUGACUGAAGUUGUAGAUGACAAUAUAUCUGUUCCUUUGGCCACCAUGCUGGUAGCUUUUCUAUUGUUUAGCUCCAACGCACAAUGAUUAAUCAAUACUACUAGUACUAGUAGAUUAUUUGAACGUUCCCGCAAUGCCUCCAAGUUUCCCCUUCUUAUUUCCUCUAUUAAGCACAAGCAAGACAUGUGAUGAGUUCUUCAUUGACGAGUUUUUUCUUGAAAUA